Diorhabda sublineata is the source of this 447-nucleotide messenger RNA. RefSeq lists its product as uncharacterized. The transcript has a single exon. NCBI's taxonomy places the organism in Eukaryota, Metazoa, Arthropoda, Insecta, Coleoptera, Chrysomelidae. The coding region runs from base 1 to 447 and encodes 148 amino acids. The record is from RefSeq and is a predicted model, not a curated record.
AUGACCAGGCGGACAAUCGAGAAGGAUCCGCUCAGAUGUAAGCUGGUGGUGGAGGACAAUCCCAUAGAACAAGUUAUGCAAUUCAGAUAUCUGGGCAUAUACAUAUCAAAUACCCACGACCCAGUUAAAGGCCUAAGAAGCCAGAUUAACAAAGCAUCCGCACUAUCAGGAUGCCUACGAGAUAUAGUCUGGUCCAACCCGUACAUGCGCAAAGAUAGCAAAAUUAGAAUCUACAAGACUUGUAUCAGACCCAUCAUGACGUACAGCACGGAAGUCCGCGAGGACAACAACAAGACGAAACAAAUGCUGAGGGUGGCCGAGAUGAAAACACUGAGAACAAUAGUGGGGAAAACAAGAAGAGGGAUACAAGACAUUGUGAGAUGGGGAAGACAACGUAAUAGGCAGUGGUACAACCAUGUAAGACGGAUGGACAAGAACAGACUUUAG